Drosophila subpulchrella is the source of this 1482-nucleotide messenger RNA. Its product is annotated as thymus-specific serine protease. Gene Ontology annotation, molecular function: serine-type exopeptidase activity; dipeptidyl-peptidase activity. Bases 7 to 1449 code for a protein of 480 amino acids. NCBI's taxonomy places the organism in Eukaryota, Metazoa, Arthropoda, Insecta, Diptera, Drosophilidae. The record is from RefSeq and is a predicted model, not a curated record. Gene Ontology annotation, biological process: proteolysis. The transcript has 5 exons.
CAGAAAAUGGCUGCUCUGCGUUUGGUCUGCCUUGCUGUAGUCUUGGCCGUAGGACUAGUCCAAGCCUUGGACAUUUCAAAGUUUAAGGAUGUGCCGGUUUUGGCCAGGACUUUCAAGAACUUGAGCCGUGGUCCGCCGCAGCAAGUCGUGACAAACCGCGCGGUUGUCCAGGAGAAAUGGAUUACCCAGAAACUAGAUAACUUUGACGAAAGCAAUACGGGAACUUAUCAGAUGCGUUAUUUGCUCAACGAUGAGUUCCUAACUGAGGGAAGUCCCAUUUUCAUUUACCUGGGUGGCGAAUGGGAGAUCGAGCAGAGCAUGGUCAGCGGUGGCCAUUGGUACGAUAUGGCUGAGGAACACAAGGGUGUUCUCAUCUAUACCGAACAUCGUUACUAUGGUCAAAGUGUGCCCACUACAACCAUGUCCACAGAUAACCUCAAAUAUCUGAAUGUAAAGCAGGCCUUGGCCGAUGUGGCCCAUUUCAUUGGAACGAUCAAGGCGGAGAACGCCCAGCUGGCCAACUCCAAGGUGCUUUUGGCUGGCGGCUCCUACUCGGCCACCAUGGUGGUGUGGUUCAAGCGCCUGUAUCCCGACUUGGUGGUAGGUGGCUGGGCCUCCAGUGCUCCUCUUUUGGCCAAGGUUGAUUUCACCGAGUACAAGGAGGUGGUGGGCCAGGCCUUCCUUGAGUUGGGCGGCCAGCAGUGUUACAAUAGGAUCGAGAAUGGCAUCGCCGAGUUGGAGUCCCUGUUCGCCAACCAGCGUGGAGCCGAAGCUAGAGCCAUGUUGCGUCUGUGCAGUAGUUUCGAUGACAAAAACGAUCUGGACUUGUGGUCCCUGUUCGGAAGUAUCUCAAACGUGUUUUCUGGCGUUGCGCAAUACCAAAGCUCUGGUGAUAUUGAGUUCUACUGUGACUACCUUCUGAGCUUCCGGGAUGAUGCCACUGCUAUCGCUAACUUUGUGUACUGGGGCUUUGGAAUGCCCACCUGCGUUGAUGCCACCUACGCCAGCACUGUGGAGUACUAUCUAUGGGCAGUGACCAACUUUGGUGCUGGACGUCCAUGGUACUACCAGACCUGCAAUGAGUAUGGUUGGUACCAGAGCUCUGGCUCCAGGAAUCAGCCUUUCGGCACCAAGUUCCCCGCCACCCUCUACACAACCCUCUGCGGAGAUGUCUUCAGCUCGCAAUUUGGAAAUGAACAGAUUAACAACAAUGCAGCCGAGACCAACGAGUACUUCGGUGGCAUGGAUCCCGGUGUAGAGAAUGUCUACAUGACCCACGGUGCCCUGGAUCCAUGGAACCCCAUGGGUCAUGGAGUGGCGCAGGGAGCCACCGUCAUCGCCAAUGCCUCGCAUUGCUCCGACUUUGGGUCGAUCAGGACCUCAGACUCCGCUGAAUUGCGUGCCUCGAAGGAAAAAAUCGCUGAAUUGGUGCGCCAGUGGUUGGCUUAAAUUUGAUGCCCAGAAUUAAUCCAUAUUUGGUAU